GAGAAUGAGCGGCGUUGCCUACAGGAAAAGAAAGCAGAAGCCAGAAGGAGACAACGCGAGGUGCAGUUGGCACUGAAGAGGAGAAGUUCUGGAGCAACUGAUUUGCAUCCUAGUUCUAUAUCUGGAAGUGAAAGUGAUAAUCUUAUGAUGGAUACCCUGCUCUGGGAUAUCCACAGUGGCUUUUCACAGAACAAGGUUGGUGAGAAGUUCAAAGUAAAAAAGAUAAAAAAUAAUAACUUGGAUCAUUCCUCAGACCUCAAUCAACUCAAAAGUCAAAACAGUAGCUUACCAUCGGAAGAAGAAUACAUGAGUUCUCCGAGAGUGAUUAGGCGCCGUAUUGGUUCUAUUACAUCAAUAACCAAUGGCCAGAAUAAUGUAGACAAUGGAGAAUUAUCUGAUGUUACUCCUACUGGCAGUCUUCGGAGGAGGAGAAGCCGCCUUUCCUCUGAAGAUCAAGAUGAUGAACUUAUAGACUACUUAAAACAUACAUCUGAGCUAGAGGCCAAAGACCGCAAAUCUUUGGGAAGUAUAGAUGGUGGAUCUUUAGAUAGAUCUUUACUUCGGAGAUCUGGAAGAAGGAGACGUCACGAUUUAUUGGCUGUUGAUUUCAAUGAAAGAGAACGUCCAGCAUCACCAAUUUCUCAGACUAUGGAAAGAACAAUGGCUGUAUCAGAAAACAAUACAGAAGUGAAAGCAAAGCAGUGUAAAAGGAAAAUUGAAGAAUGGUUACAAGAAAAUGAAAAAGAAGAGAAGAUUGGGAAGAAGCUGCAUGAUGUAAUGUUGUUUGAAAGAAGAAAACACCAAGAGCAAGAACAAAGGGAGUCAGACACUUUGCUUUAUGGUCCAAGAAAGGCUGAUGAAGGUAGCAGAUCUUCAAACCUAGGAACUCUUCAUGAAGCUAAGACUGAUUCUGAAAUAUACACCAGAAAGCUUAAAAAUGCAAUGGAGAAUACAGACAUAGAAAAAGUUAUGGAAACUGUAGAAAGUGUUCAAGUGAAAGAUAAAUCUAGAUGGAGAAAAAGUACCUUGAAUACAAUGUAA
Messenger RNA from Limulus polyphemus (Atlantic horseshoe crab), 1041 nucleotides. RefSeq lists its product as uncharacterized. The record is from RefSeq and is a predicted model, not a curated record. Lineage: Eukaryota; Metazoa; Arthropoda; Merostomata; Xiphosura; Limulidae. The transcript is spliced from 2 exons. The annotation marks the transcript as partial.